Populus nigra (black poplar) is the source of this 2748-nucleotide messenger RNA. RefSeq names its product linoleate 13S-lipoxygenase 2-1, chloroplastic-like. The record is from RefSeq and is a predicted model, not a curated record. The transcript has 9 exons. Gene Ontology annotation, biological process: lipid oxidation. The coding region runs from base 25 to 2712 and encodes 895 amino acids. Gene Ontology annotation, molecular function: oxidoreductase activity, acting on single donors with incorporation of molecular oxygen, incorporation of two atoms of oxygen; metal ion binding; protein binding. NCBI's taxonomy places the organism in Eukaryota, Viridiplantae, Streptophyta, Magnoliopsida, Malpighiales, Salicaceae.
ACAGGACUUCAAAAACUACCAGCAAUGUUGAAGCCUCAAGUUUAUCAACAAUCAAACCCUACAAGAGCUCUCAUGCGAUUUACCAAACAAUUCAUCCCUGGAAAUGACCAUUCUUCUUUCCAUUUAAAACCAAGACCCAAAGCACAAAAACACUUUAAAACUGGCUUUAAACCUAGAAGUUCUAAAGCUAUAGCAAGUCUGUCGCAGGAUACUAAAAUUAAGGUUAAAGCCAUUGUGAAGGUGAAACGAAAUGUUGGUGGGCUUCUAACAAGCCUAGGGAUUGAUCAAGGACUGAAUGACAUUCAAGACUUGCUGGGGAAAACAAUCUUGUUAGAGCUUAUUAGUGUCGAGCUUCAUCCCAAGAGUGAGCUAGAGAAGCCAACAAUUAAAGGGUAUGCACACCGGAGAUUAAGCCAAGCAAAUGAGUACGUCAAAUAUGAAGCAGGCUUCGAGGUUCCACCGGAUUUUGGAGAGGUUGGUGCUAUUUCUGUUGAAAACGGGUACCAUACGGAGGUAUUCCUUCAAGAGAUUGUCCUUAAUGGCUUACCACAAGGCAACAUCAAUGUAACUUGUGGCUCAUGGAUACAUUCCAAGUAUAAAAAUAGUCGGAAAAGAGUCUUCUUCACUAACAAGUCAUACGUACCAUCACAAACACCAAGUGGUUUAAGAAGACUGAGAAAGGAAGAGAUCAUAAUCUUGCGAGGCAAUGGCCUAGGAAAACAGCAAGCUGGUGAUAGAAUAUAUGACUAUGAUGUUUAUAAUGAUAUUGGUGAUCCUGAUAAAAGUUCAGAACUAGCAAGACCGGUACUCGGUGGUAAAAAACUCCCUUACCCUAGACGUUGCCGAACCGGCCGGCCUCGAAGUGAGAUAGAUCCAACAUCAGAGAUAAGGAAAGGUGAUUUCUACAUCCCUAGAGAUGAAGCAUCCUCAGAAGUAAAGGAGAUAACAUUCUAUGCCAAGACAUUUGCCUCAUUAAUUCAAACAUUCUAUGCCAAUGCCAUUACCUGUGCUGAUCAUGGAUUCGAAUACUUUACAUCAAUAGAAUCCCUUUACGAUGAAGAACUUGAAUUGCCUCCCCUUCCAAAUGAAGGGUUGUGGAAAACAUUGUUGCCCCAACUUUUCAAGGCUAUCAAUAUCCCCAACGGAGAAGAUAUGUUGCGCUUUGAGAUGCCUAAAACAAUGAAGAGAGAUAAAUUCUGUUGGCUUAGGGAUGGAGAAUUCGGUCGACAGGUUCUUGCGGGUCUCAACCCAUUUAGCAUCAAAUUGGUCAUGGAAUGGCCAAUAAAUAGUAAACUUGACCCUCAGAUCUAUGGACCCCCAGAGUCUAUGUUAACGACAGAACUAAUAGAGGCACAGAUUGGAGGAUUAAUUAAAGUCCAUGAGGCCAUAAAACAAAGGAAGUUGUUCAUCCUAGAUUACCAUGAUCUCUUGUUACCAUUUGUGAGCAAAGUAAGAGAAAUUGAAGGAACAACGUUAUAUGGUUCAAGAACAUUGUUCUACCUAACCCCAGAGGGCACAUUAAGGCCACUAGCUAUUGAACUGACUCGCCCGCCGAUUGAUGGGAAGCCUCAAUGGAAGCAGGUAUUUACACCAUGUGACCAUUCCACUGGUUUAUGGCUUUGGAUACUGGCCAAAGCACACGUGCUUGCUCAUGACUCUGGUUAUCAUCAACUUGUUAGUCACUGGUUAAGAACGCAUGGUGUGACCGAACCUUACAUAAUUGCAACACAUCGGCAGCUCAGCGUUAUGCAUCCGAUUUUUAGACUUUUACAUCCUCAUUUCCGCAACACAAUGGCGAUCAAUGCUCUUGCUCGAGAAUCUCUAAUAAAUGCUGGUAGUAUCAUUGAGUCUUCAUUCUCACCUGGGAAGUAUUCUAUGGAGAUUUGCUCUUUUGCUUAUGAUCAGCUGUGGCGGUUCGACAAUGAGGCACUACCAAAUGACCUGAUCAGCAGAGGAAUGGCUAUAGAAGAUCCAACUGCUCCACAUGGCCUCAAACUUACAAUCGAAGACUACCCUUUUGCCAACGAUGGUUUAAUCUUAUGGGAUGCCAUUAAACAAUGGGUUAGCGACUAUGUUCAUCUCUACUACCCUGAUCCAAGCUUCGUAUCUUCUGACGAAGAGCUCCAAGCUUGGUGGACAGAAAUUCGGACAGUAGGCCACGCAGACAAGAAAGAUGAACCAUGGUGGCCAGAACUCAGAAGUCCACAUAAUCUUAUCGAUAUCCUCACCACUAUCAUUUGGGUGGCCUCAGGUCACCAUGCGGCAGUGAACUUUGGGCAAUAUACAUACGCAGGCUACAUUCUUAACAGGCCUACCAUUGCUAGAAUAAAAAUGCCAACUGAAGACCCCACGGAUGAAGACUGGAAUCGUUUCUUGGAAAAACCUGAAUCUGUACUUUUGGAAACUUACCCUUCAAAACUUCAGGCUACAACAGUAAUUGCUGCUUUGUAUGUGUUGUCCUACCAUUCUCCUUAUGAGGAAUAUAUUGGGGAGCAUAUAGAAGCAGCAUGGGCUGAUGAUCCAAUUAUAAAGACAGCUUUUGAAAAGUUCAAUGGGAAGUUGAAGGAGUUAGAACAAAUAAUCAAUCAAAGGAAUGCUAACCCAGAAUUAAAGAACAGAAAUGGAGCUGGAAUUGUGCCAUAUGAGCUCAUGAUACCGUUUUCUAAACCAGGGGUAACAGGAAAGGGUGUUCCAUAUAGUAUUUCCAUUUGAAAUAUUUUAAAACUAGAUUACACUUAAUGUUGAUAA